Populus euphratica (Euphrates poplar) is the source of this 3066-nucleotide messenger RNA. Its product is annotated as BTB/POZ domain-containing protein NPY2-like. The transcript is spliced from 5 exons. The record is from RefSeq and is a predicted model, not a curated record. Gene Ontology annotation, molecular function: protein binding. NCBI's taxonomy places the organism in Eukaryota, Viridiplantae, Streptophyta, Magnoliopsida, Malpighiales, Salicaceae. Bases 1064 to 2905 code for a protein of 613 amino acids.
GCGAGUCAUGAGUGCCCUCUUCUUUAAUGCCCCCUUCUCCAAAAACUGAAUGAACUUCUCUUUGCUUUCUAAACGAGCAAAGAAAAUCGAAGACAAGAUUUUUAUUUUUGGUUUGAUGUAAUAACCAAGCAAUGUAGGAUUGUUAGUACACUCAUAUGAGAUAAAACAUCUGUUUCUAGAUCAUGUUUUUGUGUAAUAAGUUGUGGGAUCUUGAAUUUCUGUAACUAAGUGACACCUCAUUUCUAGGCUAUAUUUCUGGGCGAUUCCCUUAGUGUUUUGUCGUGGUUAAUUUUUUUUUGGCGCUUGAGACUCAAAGGUGCCAUCUUUUGAGUGUCACUAAUAGUGCAAGUUUCGGUUUUCAAAGUUCAACGGUAAAAAUAUACAUAUUCUUUAUACUUGGAACUUGGAACUUAAUUAAGCUGGAUUGGUCUUAUUGAUAUGAAUCUUUUAAUAAAGAAGGGAGAAAGCAAAGUAACAGAGUAAUCAGAGACGGAAAGAUAAAUAAAUAGGGUGCGAGUGAGGUGGAGUCAGAUUUAUGCUUGUGGGUUGUCUCUAAUUAGUGAAUUGUUUAGUGUAGAGUGCCUGUUGGCCAUGUCUCCUGGGCUGAUUCAUUGCCUCCGUACUCCCUGGGCUUUGCCGCCGAUUUAGGCAACAGCCAUUUCUUUGGCUAUCAUUUUAUUUAAGAGAUCCUUUUAGUUGAAAAACUACUCAAUCCCAUCUUCUUUACAUCCCUUCAACUCACUCUCUCUCUCCGUCACACUUCCUGCCUUGGUUUCUGUCAAGAUUCGGUCAUACCUUGACAUAUAUUGUUCACCGUCUCCUGAGAUCCUUAUUGACUCUCCCUUAGGCCUAGAAGCCUGUUACAAUUGAGAAACUUGGUCCCCACAUCUGGAGUAUCUUUUCCAAUUCAGGAAUUUUUUUCUCGAGUUGGGUUAUGUUAAUGUUUCUUUGGGAAUGUGUGGUGGUGAGCGUAUAGCAUAAGGUGUUUGAUUUAGGAGUGAUCAAUUGAGUGCAGGGACGGUUUGUUUCGAAACUACAGUAUUUGGAUCUUUAGUCUGACAAGAUGAAGUUCAUGAAACUUGGAUCAAAGCCAGAUUCAUUUCAGGCAGAAGCGAACAGUAUUAGAUAUGUGGCUACUGAGUUGGCAACUGAUAUCAUUGUUAACGUGGGGGAUAUAAAGUUUUAUCUGCAUAAGUUUCCUCUUCUGUCAAAAAGUGCUUACUUGCAGAAUUUGGUAACAAUUGCCAACGGAGAAAAUAGUGAUGAAGUUGAAAUUUCUGAUAUUCCGGGUGGGCCUUCUGCCUUUGAGAUAUGUGCCAAAUAUUGCUAUGGCAUGACUGUAACCCUCAAUGCUUAUAAUGUAGUUGCUGCCCGUUGUGCGGCUGAGUACCUGGGAAUGCAUGAGACUAUUGAAAAAGGGAACCUCAUUUACAAAAUUGAUGUCUUCCUUAGCUCUAGCAUUUUUCACAGCUGGAAGGAUUCAAUCAUUGUUCUUCAGACCACAAGGUCGCUUUUGCCAUUAUCUGAGGAACUGAAGGUGACCAGCCAUUGCAUUCACGCUGUAGCUACCAAGGCCUGUGUUGAUGUUUCAAAAGUCAACUGGGCCUAUUCGUAUAACCGGAGAAAACUCCCUGAGGAAAAUGGGAAUGAUCCAAACUUGAAUGGUCUGAGAAACCGGUUAGUGCCAAAGGACUGGUGGGUUGAGGAUUUAUGUGAGCUUGAAAUUGGUUUGUAUAAACGCGUUCUUAUUACAAUCCAAACCAAAGGCACACUUUCUGAUGAGGUGAUUGGAGAAGGUUUGAAAGCUUACGCUUACAGAAGGUUGCCAGGUUUCAGUAAGGGUACGAUCCAGUGUGGAGACGCAGCAAAAUAUAGAUCAACUGUUGAUACCAUUGUGUGUCUGUUGCCUGCUGAGCGAGGCAGCGUCCCCUGUAAUUUUUUGUUGAAGCUAUUAAAAGCAGCCAUAUAUGUUGACUUGGGCGAUGCAAUCAAAGGACAGCUGAUAAGGAGAAUUGGACAGCAACUAGAGGAGGCUUCUGUAAAUGAUCUUUUGAUUCAUGCUGGGGAAGGGGAGAACAUGAUGUAUGAUGUUGAUGCAGUAAAGAAAAUGGUGGAAGAGUUUCUGAUGCGAGAUCACAUUGCCGAGAUGGAGUCUGAAGAAGGCCAUGAGGUUCAGGAGAUAAGAAAACCAGGGAUUUUAUCUGAUGCUUCCAAGCUCAUGGUGGCAAAACUGGUAGAUGGGUACCUAGCUGAAAUAGCAAAGGAUCCCAAUCUACCCCUCUUGAAGUUUGUUGAGCUUGCUGAGAUGGUAUCUGGUAUCUGUAGACCAGCUCAUGAUGCACUGUACCGGGCAGUUGACAUGUAUCUCAAGGAACACCCAGGGAUCAGCAAGAGUGAGAGGAAGAGGAUAUGCAAAUUGAUGGACUGCAAGAAACUAUCAGUUGAUGCGUGCAUGCAUGCGGUGCAGAAUGACAGACUACCAUUGCGUGUAGUUGUGCAGGUACUCUUUUUUGAACAGGUCAGGGUGGCUGCCUCAUCUGGCAGUAGCACCCCCGACCUUCCUAAAAGCAUAAGGGAUCUAAACAAUGGGUCUCAAAGGAGCUCGAGGUCAGCGAAUACUAACACAGAGGGAGAUUGGGAUGUUGUGGCAACUGCUGAGGAGCUCAAGGCUCUAAAGGAGGAGGUAGCUUCCUUGAGAUUGGCUAAUAGUAGAAAUGGUGUCGAUAAGGCUGUCAGCAGCAAAAUGAGAGGGAUGCUCAAGUCGAAGAUCCUUACAAAGCUCUGGUCAAGCAAAGGAGAAAAGGGCGAGAAUAGUGGCUCGGAUUCAUCAGAAAGUCUUGGUUCUGCUAACAUGGAAGAAGCUAAAUCCACGCCUUCCAGAAACAUCAGGCAUUCAGUCUCUUAGAAGAAUUUAGUUACAGAGAGUAGUUUUUCUUACAUGUUUCUUAUUGGCUUUUUGCCAAUGUCAAUGAAUAUAACAACUUAAAAGCAGUAGUGUUUAUCUUCUAAAUUCUAAUUGAGCAAACUGAGGCGUAUAUACUUUUCAAUAACAGUUCUUUAUUUUGU